AUGGUUGGAAUAUGUCUUAUGUAUUUAUUAAUAUUACCGAUGGUAAUGGUUGGUGCUAUUAAAGAAAUAGUAGUUGAAAAACCGUUUUAUCUUCGUGCUCGUGUACAAGAUUCUCAAACGGCUAGUGUUCUGUUUGAAAUUGAAGAUACAAAUAAUCAAAGAUCAUGUCUUAUGUAUAAAUUUACUAUUCGUCAUAAUCGUGAAUAUCCAUAUUCAAUGCCUGAACAAAAUUUAGCUUUUUGGAGAAAUUCACUUGAAUUAAAACAUUUAGAUGCUGGUGAUUAUCGUAUAUGUGCUAUUAUUUGUUCGGAAUUUUUAAAGAAAAAAUCAAAUUUUACUUCGGAAAAAUUUAUUAGUAAAAAUCGUUCAAUACCAAUAACAGCUUGUGUUACUAUUCAUGCAUAUCGUUCACAUUUUCUUAUACUUACACUUUAUAUUCUUGUUGCUAUAAUAUUAGUUUUUUCACAAUUUAUAUUUACAUUACGUAAACGAAAAAUUAAAGCACGAAUUAAAUCAGCAUUAGCUGAAGUUGAAACUACUUUACAUAAUUGGCGUAAUACUCAAACAUCAUCGAUUGAUCAUACACAAUCAUAUAGUAUACUUCAAAGUCUUGUUACUUUACCAGCUUCACCUAUUGAUUAUUCGAAAAAUUCCUUAACUCCUUCGACUACUGAACAACGUCGGCCAACUCAUCCAGUUAUUUUUCAUAUUGAAAAUUCAGUAACAGAAAUACCAUAA
Molecule: messenger RNA, 738 nt
Organism: Adineta steineri
Lineage: Eukaryota; Metazoa; Rotifera; Eurotatoria; Adinetida; Adinetidae
Source: the annotation of a GenBank genome assembly